AUGUCUUUGAAACGUCUCCUCGCCGUCGCCGCGACUGCUGCUUCUCUGGGAGGAGUCUAUGCCAAACUCGAUCUUUCGUCGCCUUCGAAUGUCGCUGUAUACUGGGGUCAGAAUUCCUUUCGGGGGACUGGGAAUUUAGCACAACAGCGUCUCUCAUAUUACUGUGAUGCUACGCCAGAUCCUAAAAUAGACAUACUUGAACUUGCGUUUCUCACGAAAAUCAACGGCGAAGCUGGCGUUCCUGAGAUCGACUUCUCCAAUGCAAACGAUAACUGCACGACUUUCAAAGACACGAAUCUGAAGAAAUGUCCUCAAAUUGGGGAGGAUAUCGCAACCUGCCAGAAGAAAGGCAAGACGGUACUUCUGUCCAUCGGCGGAGCAACAUACAGCGAAGGAGGCUUCAACUCCGACUCUACUGCAAAGGCCGGCGCAGAGCUUGUCUGGCAGACAUUCGGGCCCCCUUCUAUCAACUCGACGGCCCGUCGGCCGUUCGGGAAUGCCACCGUAGACGGAUUCGACUUCGAUUUCGAGGCCGCCGUCACCAACAUGGCUCCCUUCGCGAGCCGGCUUCGCGAGCUCAUGGAUGCCGACCACAGCAGACAAUAUUUCUUGACAGCUGCACCGCAAUGCCCGUAUCCGGAUGCAGCGGAUAAGGAUAUCCUGAACGGCCCGGUUUCAAUUGAUGCCAUCUUCGUCCAGUUCUAUAACAACUGGUGCGGCUUGAACUCUUUUGAGGCCGGGGCCAGCCAGCAAAACAACUUCAAUUUCGACACCUGGGAUAACUGGGCCAAGACGGUCUCGCAGAAUAAGCAGGCCAAGGUCUUCCUCGGUGUGCCUGCGAACACCGGGGCGGCGGGGUCGGGUUAUGUGUCCUCCAAGGACCUGGGGCCGAUUAUCGAGUACAGCAAGAAGUUUGGUAGCUUUGGCGGCGUUAUGAUGUGGGACGUCACGCAGGCGUACGGUAACAAGGGCUUUCUUGAUGAUGUUGUCGAAGCAUUGGGGAAGACUGCGUCUCGUGUUCGUCGGUCGUUGAACUAUCGACCAUAUGGCUGGUUCUGA
Messenger RNA from Aspergillus clavatus NRRL 1, 1059 nucleotides. Its product is annotated as glycoside hydrolase family 18 protein. The coding region runs from base 1 to 1059 and encodes 352 amino acids. The transcript has 5 exons. Gene Ontology annotation, molecular function: chitinase activity. NCBI's taxonomy places the organism in Eukaryota, Fungi, Ascomycota, Eurotiomycetes, Eurotiales, Aspergillaceae. The record is from RefSeq and is a predicted model, not a curated record. Gene Ontology annotation, biological process: carbohydrate metabolic process. Gene Ontology annotation, cellular component: extracellular region.